Molecule: messenger RNA, 2881 nt
Organism: Nothoprocta perdicaria
Lineage: Eukaryota; Metazoa; Chordata; Aves; Tinamiformes; Tinamidae
Gene: FAM13C
Product: family with sequence similarity 13 member C
Exons: 14
Coding region: 1-1788 (595 amino acids)
Source: RefSeq, a predicted model, not a curated record
AUGAGUGUAGCUACCAUUGAGAAUAACUGCAGAGAUGAUGAUAACAAAGAAAAUUAUCCAGACAAUGCUGCAGCUUUAGAAGAAAGACAGCUGCUUUUCCAAGACAUCCAGCAGCACAAGGAGCAGGCAGCUGUUGGCUGCACGCUGAAGCCUGCAAUGGGCAACUUAAAGCUGAGAAAGCCUAAGCCCAUUGCAAAGCUAGAAAACGGAAAAAGCCAUGAGGAAAGUCAGGAGCUGCAGCGCGUGUUGCCUGCCCGGCGGGCGGCAGGAGCCUCCGCUGGUGCCCGUGCCCAGAAGGUGCCGUUCAGAUGCCAGGAGGCAGUCGGGACGUUUACGCCAGGAAUAGAGCAGAGCACAUGCAUUUCACCAAGAGAAGCAACUGAGCAACUGCACAACAAAAAUGAGAAUUCCUUGCUGAAGCUGCAAGCCCUUGAGAGCGAUCUCUGCUCGGCCUUCCUGACAGCGCAGGAGGAAGCGCCGCAGCUGCCGGCGGCCAAGGAGGCAGCCCCUGCAUCGGUGCAGAGCGGCGCGCAAGCUGAUGGGGCCGGCGGUGCAGAGCAAUAUCACUUCAUUUCUCCUAUUAUUGAUUUUAAUUUAAUGCAUCAGCAGAGAGAUAGUGAAGAGCCUGUACCAGCCCCCAGAGACUGGCAGAAUGACAUGGACAGCAGCCCUCAAGAGCAUCACUCCAUAGGGACCAGUCGACUACUGUAUCAUAUUACUGAUGGAGACAAUCCCCUUUUGUCACCACGCUGCUCUAUUUUUAGCCAAAGCCAGAGAUUUAAUCUAGACACAGAGUCUGCCCCUUCUCCACCAAGUGCUCAACCUUUCAUGAUGCCAAGAAGUACUUCUAGAUGCAACUGUGAAGAUUGCAAAGAACCACAGACAGUAGCACAACUUACCAAGCAUCUUCAGAGUCUCAAGAGAAAAAUUAGGAAGUAUGAAGAAAAGUUUGAACAAGAAAGAAAAUAUCUGCCUUCACAUGGUGACAAGAGCUCCAAUCCCGAAGUCUUAAAAUGGAUGAAUGAUUUGGCUAAAGGUCGCAAGCAGCUCAAAGAGCUGAAACUCAAAAUGUCAGAAGAGCAAAACUCCACAUCCACAGCACCCCAAAGAAACGAUCGCUGUGAAAGCACUGGGGUCUCUAAAGAGCCUGGGACACAGGAGGCAGGGAGCACGGAGCCGGCUCCCUCAGUAGAAGAAACCAUGGACAGCAUGCUGAGGCGACUGAAGGAGAAAAGACAGCACUUCAACCUUCCCGAGACUCUGAAGGUAACUAAACAAGAAAAGAAUCUUAUGAAGCCUCUGUAUGACAGAUACAGAAUCAUCAAGAAGCUUCUUGCAACUCCAUCAUUGAUCACAACAAUUCAGGAGGAAGAAGACUCAGAUGAAGACCGUUCUCAGAGCAGCCAUGAGUUGUCAUCCAGCCCAGUCUCUUGCCUGCCUGUUGAUGAGCACCUGUGUUACGCGCAGGAGGAGAGUGAACCUGCACACGUUUCACCUCUGGAUGAAAAGAAAGUUUACAGAAAAACAGCCUUGUCUAUGUCCAAUUUACAUGAGGCAACAAUGCCUGUUCUACUUGAACAUCUCAGAGAAACAAGAGCAGAUAAGAAAAGGCUUCGCAAAGCUCUGAGAGAGUUUGAGGAGCAAUUCUACAAACAGACGGGAAGGAGUCCACAAAAAGAAGAUCGGGUGCCCAUGGCAGAAGAAUACUCUGAAUACAAGCACACAAAAGCCAAAAUCAGGCUCUUGGAGGUUCUCAUCAGUAAGCAUGAUAUCGCCAAAACGAUUUGAAAUGAGCGCAAUGCCGUGGGCUUGGUCUCUAGGGAGGGGAAAAAAAGAGGGAAGUAAUUUAACAGGUCUUGGUCUGCUGCACAAUUAUUUGACACAGUGAGAUGCUGAUGCACUUUACCAAUUGCAUUUGCUGGGAUGACAGAGGACGGCAAUAUGCAAGAAUAUUAAGCACGGGUGAGUGGACUAUAGUCUAUUUAUUUUCCUUCUGAAAACGCCUUGAAGUGCACUGUGAAAAUGUUAGAAAUUAAAAGGACACUGCAGUGUUGCACCCUCUGCCCUGCUUUUGCUUUUAGAAAGUGUGAGGAAAUGCUCUCCUGGUUUUUACUAUAUCUUAGUAUAGAGUAAUGUGCCACACAUUUCCUACAAGAAUUAACAGUAAAUUUACAACUAUUGUCAGUUCUCAGCUGAUUUGCUUAAACAAGCUAACAGUCAACCUGGAUAAAGGUGCCACUCAAUUCCAGUAGCUUCAAAGGAAGGUGCACACACAGAGCCAGCGCCAGGGGCUGGAUUAAAUUCUUGGUGCAGAGCAAAGGGAUGCUGCCUGUGCAAAAAACAAGGAAGGAAGACGAUGGCCAGGUUGAGAUACUGUUUUUUAGAAAUGAGAAAAAGUGUGUGGCAAGAUGAAACAGGUGCCGUUUGCCAGGAGGAGGUAAAGCAAAGGUACUGGAUGCUGUCCUUCUUGCUAUGGUUUACAGAACCUGGCUUACAAUACUUACAAUUCAGUAAAUAGAUCAACUACAUGCUCAUUCUUAUUUCUCUAUUGAACGUUGCACUUUAUUUUGCCUGAUGCUAUAACAUUUGCUUUUCUAAGUACCAAAGCUCGUUUAGAAGCAUGCACUUUGUUAAAUGUUGAAGUAUUUCCUGUGUUACAAAUUGCCACAUAUCUAUAUUGAAAUGAGACUAGAUUAUUGCAUUAUGCUAUGAUAUUUUGGAUAGAUGAAGUACAUGGUACAUAAUUGAGUGUCAUAGUUAUUUGGUGAGGAACGCUAGACUUCUUGUUUACAAAAAUAUUAUAAAAAAUAUUUUUCCAUUGAAAUUAUGCAUCUUAAAUUUCAGAGCACUACACUUUGUAAUAUUAUGGAGUUUUUAUUUU